Penicillium bovifimosum is the source of this 438-nucleotide messenger RNA. RefSeq lists its product as uncharacterized. Bases 1 to 438 code for a protein of 145 amino acids. The transcript is spliced from 2 exons. Gene Ontology annotation, cellular component: BLOC-1 complex. Lineage: Eukaryota; Fungi; Ascomycota; Eurotiomycetes; Eurotiales; Aspergillaceae. Gene Ontology annotation, biological process: endosomal transport. The record is from RefSeq and is a predicted model, not a curated record.
AUGGUCGACAACUCGACCCCACAAGUUCAACCGAACCCGACCCCAAACGGGCCAAACCCAAAUCCAACCAUAGACCAAGAAGUCACAGAAACAACCGACGACCAACGACAAAAAGAAGCCCUGGCAGCUUUCACAGCAACACUCCUCUCAGUCGGCACAAAUCUCGAAGCUCCGCUCCGCGACCGCGCAGCAAAUAUCCAAUCCAACGCUGUCGCGCUGGAAAGACAAGAGGCAGAGCUAGCGGAGAAUACGCAGCGGCUGGCGCGACAGAAUCAACAGUGGGUCGGGCUUGCGGAUGAGACGCGCGAGGGGUUGAAGGAGAUUGGGGAUGUGCAGAACUGGGCGGAGAUGAUUGAGCGUGAUUUGCUGGCUUUGGAGGAUAUGAUGGAUGAUGUUGAAGGGGGUCAGGGGCCUGCCAAAGGUUGGUUGCGAUGGUGA